Molecule: messenger RNA, 1125 nt
Organism: Penicillium brevicompactum
Lineage: Eukaryota; Fungi; Ascomycota; Eurotiomycetes; Eurotiales; Aspergillaceae
Exons: 5
Coding region: 1-1125 (374 amino acids)
Source: RefSeq, a predicted model, not a curated record
AUGUUGCCCCUCGAAGGCCGCUCCGAGUCGAUCUUCAUCAUCACCACUGUUUUCCUUGGUAUCUCAUUCAUUGCUGUUUGUUUGCGAUGCUUCGUGCGACUACGCAUUGUGAAGGCCUUUGGGUGGGACGAUGCAUUCAUGGUGUGCGCAAUGGUGCUUAACACUUUGUUCGCGUUAUGCGGCAUCACUGGAGCCUUGUAUGGCAUUGGACAAAAGUCUCAAGUGCUUCUUGUAAGGGGCACCAUGGAGACUGCGAUGUUUUGGUGGUGGCUCGGUCAAACGAGCUAUGUCUGGACAUGCGCGCUGGCCAAGAUCUCAAUCGCAUUGGCCCUUCUCCGCCUGACGGUCGCCAAGAUUCAUAGACUCAUUCUCUACUCAGUCAUCGGCGUGACAUGUGUCAUUGGCCUUGUGUUCUGGUUUAUGUUGACUCUUCAAUGCCAACCGGUCUCGUUCUUCUGGCAACGAGUUCGCCUUGAGUUGGAUCCGAAAGCUGGCAUUUCUGGAACCUGCAUGAAUCUCGACAGUAUCAUUGCCAUUGCAUACGUCUACAGUGUCACUGCUACAUGUUGUGAUUUGACUCUGGGUCUUCUGCCCGUCUUCCUGGUGUGGAACUUGCAGAUGAACACAAGAACCAAGGCUGCCUUGGCCGCAAUUUUGGGAAUGGGAUGCGUUGCAAGUGCAGCGGUCAUUAUCCGUAUACCCUUCCUUCAUGAUUACAAGGAUAAAGACUUCCUAUACGCAACCUCCAACAUCUCAAUCUGGUCCAACGUCGAAGCAAGUCUAGGAAUUGCAGCAGGUAGUCUGGUCACGCUCCGGCCUCUUUUCCGCUGGUUCCGUGACCCCAGCUCAGGCGGCGAUAGCAAAAGCAGAAGUAAAAGCAAGCGCACUGGAGGGAGCGUUCCUCUGUCCAGUGUCAACGCAGUGAGAUCUAAUACAUCCGGUACACAGUACUGGCGACCUGACUUGGAGGAUGAAUCGCAUACGCAUAUCACGACGGUCCAUACCUCCAACCAUGCUAGUCGGACAAGUAGCCAGGAAGAGCUGCACCCCAAGCACAGUGGCACCUUCUUUCAGGGUGUGAACGUGCAAAAGACAUUUUAUGUCUCGGCAGAUCAAGCAUCCUAG